AGUGGUCUAAUGGGCACCAGCACCGAUGGUGAUGCGUUGAAUUCUCAACUUUAUCCAAACCUGAACCUGGAAUUGACAAGCAACACGUCCUUUAUCACUCCGCAACCCGUACAAUAUUCACAGACAAGCACCAACGACGCUUAUUCAUCGAUCAAUGUGCCCAAUGAGGGAACAAGUAAAGAAAUUUCACAAAACCUUGAUUGGAUUACCGAAGCAGAGUCCAAUACGCACAACAUCAACUUCGGUAUGCCCGUUGAACAGUCAUUCCUACCACCCGCCAGUGUUCCUUCAACAGCUUCAGUAUCCACGCCGCCGUUCAUCAUAUCCACUCCACCCACAGAUGAGAAUCCAAGUGUCCAAUACCCAAAUUUCAACUUCAACCAACAACAGGUUGUUGGAGAUCAAUCAAACUUCCUACAGCCCAACUUUCAAGGCUCACAAUUCGAGCAGCUGCGGCAGCUGAGUAAUACUGGUUCGCUGAGUGACCUAUCCAGUGUUGACGGUGGCUCGCCAUAUCUUAGCGCGUAUUCUGGCUCAAACUAUGGAGGUGAUGAUGUCCAUUCAAAUGUGCUGCUGGAAGACCUUAACGGCGACUCAACAGAGCAAAACCCACAGAUAGACUUCUUAAGCUUGCAGUUGGAUUCGUUGAGUCAGAACGGUGUGUUACCAGUUACGCCUGUGACCAUAUCCGUCGACGAGGCACCUGAAGAUGUUGCUGAGAGAACACCAUCUCUUUUCUCGUCGAAUGCAUCAUCUCGCAACAACUCGCCUAACCACUCCCGUAGUGGGUCGAUGCACUCUACGACUAUUAAAUCUGGUCAUUUUUCCGAUUUACUUUCACCAGAUAUGGGCGAAAGCUACAACAAUAGCCACGGUGGAUCCAACAGCAGUGACAACGGGAGUGUUAGCGGAGAGAAUGAGCUGUUGAGACCAGAUUCACAUCAGGAAAUGCGAGCAGGACGUCAACGUCGGCACUCAACAUCACGUUCCAACUCACGGUCAGUUUCAAGGGAACGUUCACCUUCGGUUAACCGUGAAAAGAUGUUGGAGUUAGCAUC
Williopsis jadinii is the source of this 1058-nucleotide messenger RNA. RefSeq lists its product as uncharacterized. The record is from RefSeq and is a predicted model, not a curated record. The transcript has a single exon. The annotation marks the transcript as partial. NCBI's taxonomy places the organism in Eukaryota, Fungi, Ascomycota, Saccharomycetes, Phaffomycetales, Wickerhamomycetaceae.